Molecule: messenger RNA, 1986 nt
Organism: Larimichthys crocea (large yellow croaker)
Lineage: Eukaryota; Metazoa; Chordata; Actinopteri; Sciaenidae
Gene: ovol1a
Product: ovo-like zinc finger 1a
Exons: 5
Coding region: 553-1581 (342 amino acids)
Biological process (GO): regulation of transcription by RNA polymerase II; epidermal cell differentiation
Cellular component (GO): nucleus
Molecular function (GO): DNA-binding transcription factor activity, RNA polymerase II-specific; RNA polymerase II cis-regulatory region sequence-specific DNA binding
Source: RefSeq, a predicted model, not a curated record
CCUGUUUCCUGCUUUUUCAAAUGAGUACCUGUGCUGCUUUGUGUGUGUGUGUGUGUGUGUGUGUGUGUGUGACCCACCUCUGUCGACUGAGUGUGUGUUAUCAGGAUACAAUCUGGGGUUUUUUUUCUACCACCCACUCACUCACACUCACUCCCGUUAUUUCAGGACGCUUUGUAGGUGAUAUUCGACUUUACCUGUCCGGGUUGCACACCUGAGCGGACUCACCUGUCCCGACGCCGAAAGACUUUUUUUUUUUUUUUUUUUUUACCUUUUGAAUUUCUCUCGUCGCUCCAGAGCUGGAUAGAGAAGAAAAGGUGUGUGAGGAGAAGGUAAAACCUCGGGAGACAAAAGCGAUACACGGCUUGCGAAACGAGAAGAAAAGGUGCGAGGAGGAGGAAGGAGAAGGAGAAGGAGAAGGGGACAGACACCUUCCAUGUUUUUUUUGUUUUUUUUUUGCUUCCAACUUUUGGAGUUUCCUGCUUCUGUAACUUUCAGUUGGACUUCACGUCCUGACCUCUCACAGGAGAACCGGGUGUUAAUUUAAAAAAAAAAAUGCCGAGGGCCUUUCUGGUGAAAAAGGCGAAUGUUUCGCCGGGGAAGCGGAACUGGAGUGAACUCCCCGAUCAUGAACGAGGGGACGUCUACAUCCCAGUCUCCAUCUUCCCUCCGUCCACUCUGGUGAUGGAAGCUGAAGCCAGUCCAGCAGAGACGGCACCGCUCUGCCUCACCAAACAGUCUCGCUCGGACACGAAAACGCGCGCCGAGCUGCCGUCCAGCACGAUGCUGGGCCGUCCACAGAGCCCAGCGGCUCCCCAGGAGGUGAAAUCUGAGGUCAGGAGGAGGCCACAAGGCGGCUCCACGUACGUCCGAUCCAAAAUCAAGGUAACUACUGGCGAGUUACCACCCGCUCCUUCUCCUCUUCCUCUCUCUCUUCCUCCCAUUCCCGUCGCACCACCCUUGACUCCGCAGUCCACUGUGAUGCCGCUCGCCUUGACGACAACCCCGGCCCCGAUGGAAGUGGUCCCCAUGGUGACUAGAUCGACGGGUCAGAAACAGAGUUCGUCGCAGGCGAUAACGGGAGAGUUCGUGUGCCAGGUUUGCCAGAAGACCUUCCAUCACCAGCGGAUGUUAAACAGACAUGUCAAGUGCCACAACGAAACCAAGAGACACCUCUGCAACUUCUGUGGCAAAGGCUUCAACGACACCUUUGACCUCAAGAGACACGUGCGCACACAUACAGGAGUCCGUCCUUACAAGUGCACCCUCUGCGACAAGGCCUUCACCCAACGCUGCUCCCUUGAGUCUCACAUGAAGAAGAUCCACAGCGUCACCCAGAAGUACGCCUACAAGGAGCGACGCAACAAGCUGUACGUCUGCGAGGAGUGUGGCCACACGGCGGGAACUCAGGACGACCUGCUGAUCCACCUCCACUCGCUUCACCCCGACAGUCACCUGUUGAAGAGCAAGGCUGCGAGGAGAGGAGGAGGAAGUGGACGGGAAGGAGAGUCAGUCGGAGGAUCGACUCCAGGCUCUCCACGAGGAGGCGAUAGUGAUGAUACGACUGGAUCAGCGGGGCAGUAGAGGGGAAGGAAGCCCGGAAGAUCAUCAACAUGAGAAACUCAGGGGGGAUGGAUGAAGGAUGGAUGGCUGUGUUAACUGAUGGACAUAAAGGUGAAGUGAUAGAAGUCAAAAUACAUCGCAGUGCGUCAAUGUAUGUAUAUGUGUGUAUGGAUUUGGGUAUUUGUAUAUAACCCAGGCUACAGCGUUAAAUGAAACAAUGCACAAUACAAAGCCAAGUGUGAUUAAUAUAUGUUUUUACAUGGGAUUGCAAUGUGGAUGAGCUCAUUAACGUGUGUGUGUCAAUACAAUUGUAUUUUUCUCCAGUUAUAUUGCAUGUGAAUAUUACCUGUGGGCUUCUCUGUACAGCAAAAAAAAAGGACGUUUUUCUAUGAAAAAGGUAAAUUCUGUUCAUUAAAGGGAGUAAUA